Molecule: messenger RNA, 1608 nt
Organism: Bipolaris oryzae ATCC 44560
Lineage: Eukaryota; Fungi; Ascomycota; Dothideomycetes; Pleosporales; Pleosporaceae
Exons: 3
Coding region: 1-1608 (535 amino acids)
Source: RefSeq, a predicted model, not a curated record
AUGUGUGUGCACAUAUUACUUAUCCUUACUUAUUCAUCCUCCAUUUAUGUCCGACCCCCCACACCCCUCGCCGCCCUCCUGCGCUUCUCCAUCUCCCCAAUCCUGACCAGACUGCCCAAGACAUUCGUCCCCGAAUCCCCACACCCGCUUGUAGACACACAAAUGCCUGCUGCCGGCACGGCGCCACAAUUGCACACGUCCCUUACACACACCGUCCCAAUCGGACACCCCUCUGGCCCGAACACGCUUCUUUGGCACCUGACAAGGUUGACGUCGCCGCAGCUGUACCGGUUCUUGUCAAAGCAUACUCCGUUGCCCUCAAUUGUCGUCGCGCAAAUGCAUCUUGUCGACCCCCCGCUGCCCGACCCGCACAGUCGGUCAAAGUUGCACGUCGAGUCGCAGGGCCGAGAUGCACAUACGCCGUUGAUGCAUUGCCGUCCACUUGUGCACGCAUUACCGCACCGCCCGCAGUUCAGUGCAUCCAACGUCGUGUCCCGGCACACGCCCUCGCACCGCUCCACCCCAAGCCCCUCACACGGUUGCCCGCUGGGCGUUGCGCUGCUUGUCGAUGCGCUUGUUGAUGUGGCUGUCGUUGAAGACGUCGCCGACGUACUGGAUACGGAUGAGACAAGAGACGACGAUGACACACUGCUGCUACUGCUGCUGCUCAAACUAACCGACGCAACCGAAGUUGCGCUACCGCUGCUGAUAGAAGCAGUUGCUGAUGACGUAGUAUUGUUCGAUGAGCUUGUAGCCACAAUCGACGAUGACGACGAGCUACUCGGAGUCACUGAAGAGCUCUCAGAAGUAGCCGAUGGACUGCUCGAAGUACUGAUAAAACUGCUCAAAGUGCUGGAUGCACUACUCGAGAGAACUGACGAGCUGAUCGACGUUGCCGAGGGGCUGCUGGUCGGAACCACGCUUGUCCCAUUGGAACUGCUGGACGAACUGCUGGACAGACUGCUGGGAGAUGUUGAUGAGCCAGUGCUGGACGCCACACUUGUGGCUGAAGACGAUCCACUCAAGCUACUAGACGAGCUAUCCGCCGAUAUAGAUGCGCUGCUAGUAGCUGUCACGCUUGUGCCAGACGAUGUGCCAUUCAAACUGCUCGCUGAGCUACUCGCCAAGCUACUCACUGUAGUUGACGAGCCAACUUCGCUUCCAGUGCUAGAUAGACUGCUCAGACUUGUAGACGAUGAGCUUGAUCCCGUUAUCGUAGUACUCGAGCUACUAAAGUUACUUGUCGCGCUAGAUGAUGUGCUAACCAACGAGCUGCUGCUUUCACUCGAAGACGUGUCUGAACUAGACAAGGUACUGACUGUGCUGCUAACAGAGGCACUACUUAAUCCAGUUGAGGAUGUCGUUGAACUCGACAAUGCGCUGCUGGUGCUGCUGCUAGAUUGUGACAAGGACGACAAGGUCGAACUAGAUAAUGAACUGCUUGGGCUGCUAGAAGAAGCCACACUCGACACGGCGCUACUACUAGACAAUGUUGAAGACGACGAAGCCGAAGUAGAUGAGACAGGCGAUACAGAGAUACUCGGGCAAGACGCCCUGGUGGUCACAAAAGAAGUAAUCGUAGUCGUGGCCGUAUUCGUCACAACCUAG